UCAAACAAGAAAUCCUGUUAAUGGUGUGUCAUUCAACCUGAUCGGCUCGGAUUAUCAAUUGGAAGGUCGCGUUCAACAUGCCGUAAAAGCAUUGUAAAGCUGGUAUAGGGGUCAUCUCUUCCUUGAUUACGCAGUCACAAGACUUUAUUGUUGAUCUUGAACUAGCUAGCUUACCGCCGCCAACCAUCCGCGCCUUUGCUUGAAGGCCAAAUACUUUAAGCGAUAGAACAUGGGACGUAGACGCUGGAAUAAGAAGCACCCGGAGAAGGCCGCCGAACAACGGCAGCAGCAGCUGCGUCAGGAUGCCGGCGACCCGCCCGUGAGGUUGCUCGCCCUGCAGCCCAACAGCACAACUGUUGCGGUGGCCAUUGGCACUCGGUUGGCUGUGGUUGACUACAAGACCGGUUGCGAAUACACGCUCUCAGCACCGCCCCAAGCCGGACAACCCCAAUGUCAGCCGCAUGCCGGGUGCUUGCGAGUCCUGCUGUUCAGCCCAGACGGCCGGUGCUUGCUGACGGGCGGAGAUGACAAGUCAGCUCGCCUUUGGCUUGCGGAAGCUGAAACGGCGCGCACUUCGGAAGCGGAAGCGCCGGCUGCCGGUGCUGACGUCAGCGCCGGCUCCGCAACUGCCAACUGGUGCUGCGCGAACGCCUGGCUCACGCCUAAAAAGAUGAGCGCCGGGGGCUUUACUCGGGAUGGCUCUUACGCCAUGUUUGCGGAUAAGUUUGGAGACGUGCUCAUAGGACGAGUUGCGCUGCCGGCGCCAGGCACGGAGCAGCAGCCGGAGCCCCAGCAGCUGCAGCUGCAGACCCCUGGGUCACUGUUGGGUCACUUUUGCACCAUUGUAACCGGUGUGGCUGCGUCGCCUUGCGGCCGCUACUUGGCUACCAGCGAUAAGGACUUCAAGGUCCGCGUCAGUGUGCUGCCCUCGGAGCCGCUCCAGGGCUCGUACGAGAUCCAGUGCUACUGCCUCGGACACCAGGACUUUGUAUCCUGCGUCGCCUUCGCAGCACCUGCCGUACGCUCGGCCGAUGGACAGCAGCAGCAGCAGCCACAAGGGGGCGCUGUGCUGUUGUCUGGUAGUGGUGACGGUACGGUACGAAUGUGGGAUCAUGUGACUGGCCGGCAGCUCGCUUCCUACGUGGCGUCAGCGCCGGCGGCGGCGGCAGGUGGCGGAGCUGAGGGCGGGGGCUCUGGCGGCGCGGAGGAAGAGCCCAGCGGAGCGGGCGAGGAGGGCGAGGAGGAGGGCGACGGCGAGGAGGAGGGUGCGGAGGAAGGACCCGCCGGCGCGGGUCAGGGGGAUGCGGACGGUGUGGAGCCGCAGCGGCGCAGCAAAGCGCCCCCCUGCGCCUCCGUGCUCAGCCUGGCGGUCUCUGCGGACGGGAGCACUGUGGCAGUGGUGGUGGAAGGCGAGGAUGAGGUGCAGCUGCUGUCCCUGGACUGGGAGAAGCGCGCGCUCACGCUGCAGCAGCGGCUGCGGUGGCCGGACGUGCGGUACCCCUGUCAGGUGGCCUUUGGACCCACGGGUCACCUGUGGGUCGUGGGCGGCGUGCCCCUGCCGACGGCACGGUCCGUCCACGUGGGCGUGGCGCAGCGCGGACCCACGGGUCACUUCACGCCCUGCACGGAUGAGGUUCUAUCCACACGUGUGCGCAGCCUGCUGGAGGCUCGUGUGGAGGAGGAGGAGGCCAAGAUGGCUGAGGGCGGCGAGCUCUUCCUCUACUCUAAGCACCUGCGGAAGCCCGUGUACGACGAGUCCGAGGCGCUGACACGCAAGCGCAUGCGCAACGACCACAAGGAGACGCAGCGGCUGGCGGCCCUGCGGUUGCGGCAGGACGAAAAGGCCAAG
Molecule: messenger RNA, 1849 nt
Organism: Astrephomene gubernaculifera
Lineage: Eukaryota; Viridiplantae; Chlorophyta; Chlorophyceae; Chlamydomonadales; Astrephomenaceae
Source: the annotation of a GenBank genome assembly